ACGCGGCUGAGUCUCAGUCGCACGGGGCAGCGCGUCCCGGUACCAGUGCGCGCGUACGCGAGACGUUCCGAUUUUUCGAUUUUUAUGUGAAAAUAACGAAGGACAUGAGUGCGAUACAGAGAGGCUUGCAGCGACCGAUGCUCGGGCCCGGCCGGAGCUGGGCAUUCAGGAACAAUACCUCCGGGCUACUCGUUAACUCGUCCAGAUGCAUCAGUAAGUCUAGGGAGAAGGAAUUGUUGAAAAGACACGAGCACAGCCUCCGAGGCAAGGUGAUAGCGAUUCGUCGAGAGGACCAGUCAGUAUGGGAACGUCGUGCCCCGUUGGCCCCGUCGAACGUUCGCCGGUUGAUCCGCGCCGGCGUCAAGGUUAUCGUGCAACCGAGCAACCGACGAGCUUACCCUGCUGGCAGUUACCUGGCUGCCGGUGCCCAAGUCCAGGAAGACAUCAGCACCGCCUCCGUCAUCUUCGGUGUGAAGCAGGUGCCCAUCGACGCGCUCAUCCCCAACAAAACCUACUGCUUCUUCUCCCACACGAUCAAGGCCCAGGAGUCCAACAUGCCUAUGCUCGACGCCAUCCUCGACAAGAACAUCAGGUUGCUGGACUACGAGAAGUUGACCGAUGACAAUGGACAGCGACUGGUCGCUUUCGGAAAGUACGCCGGGGUCGCUGGAAUGGUUAACAUUCUCCAUGGAUUGGGUCUCAGGCUACUGGCUCUGGGCCAUCACACGCCGUUCAUGCACAUAGGACCGGCCCACAACUACAGGAACUCGGGCAUGGCCAGGCAAGCGAUCAGAGACGCUGGUUACGAAAUCGCCCUGGGUGCGAUGCCCAAGUCCAUUGGCCCGCUGACUUUCAUCUUCACCGGCAGUGGCAACGUCAGUCAAGGUGGACAGGAGGUCUUCCAGGAACUGCCCCACGAGUACGUGCCACCGGAGAUGCUUCGUAAAGUCGCCGAACACGGAGACGCGAAUAAAAUUUACGCAUGCGAGGUCCGUCGUCGUCACCACCUCGAGCGUAAGGAAGGAGGCGGUUUCGACCCGGAGGAGUACGACCAACACCCGGAGCGUUACAUCUCGACGUUCAGCAAGAAGAUCGCGCCUUACGCCUCGGUCAUCAUCAACGGGAUCUACUGGGCCGUCGACUCGCCGAAACUACUAACCAUACCCGACGCCAAAAACCUGCUGAGGCCGGCGUACACUCCUUGGUUACCGAUCAGCGUCGGCGCACCUGCCCUGCCACAUCGAAUGCUCGCCAUCUGCGACAUCUCUGCCGAUCCUGGCGGUAGCAUAGAGUUCAUGAACGAGUGCACGACGAUCGACACACCGUUCUGCCUCUACGACGCGGACCGUAACAAGGACACCAAGUCGUUCAAGGGCCCAGGUGUCCUGGUCUGUUCGAUCGACAACAUGCCGACACAGCUGCCACGCGAGGCUACCGAUUUCUUCGGUGACCUGCUCUUCCCUUACGCCCUCGACAUCAUCAGGUCGGACGCCAAGAAGCCGCUCGACGAGCACAACUUCACCCCAGCUGUGCACGGUGCCAUUAUCGCUUCGAACGGAGAGCUCACACCGAACUUCCAGUAUAUCCAGGAGUUGAGGCAACAGAACACUAUCCGCAGCAGGCACAAGGACAACGGGGACGUGUCCAAGAGUCGCACCGUGGUGGUACUAGGCGCCGGAUACGUUUCGUCUCCGCUGGUCGAGUACUUGCACCGUGACGAGGACCUGCGAAUCAUCGUGGGCUCGCAAUACAAAGACGAGGCUGACGCCCUUGCUCAGAAGUACCCGGGCGUAGAGCCAGUCUUACUGGAUGUUGUCGAGCGACCAGAGGGUCUAGACGAGAUCGUCGACACAGCAGACAUCGUUGUAUCGCUCCUACCUUACUCGCUUCAUCACAUCGUCGCCAAGAGCUGUAUCCAGUCGAAGAAACACCUCGUCACCGCCAGUUACCUUAACGACAAGGUCAAGGCUCUGCACGAGGAAGCCGAGGCUGCUGGUGUGACGAUCCUCAACGAAGUCGGUCUCGACCCAGGUAUCGAUCACCUGUUGGCUCUCGAGGUCUUCGAUGACAUUCGUCAAGCAGGAGGACGCGUCGAAUCGUUUGUUUCCUGGUGCGGUGGUCUUCCCGCUCCAGAGUGUUCCUACAAUCCUCUUAGGUACAAGUUCAGCUGGUCACCUCGAGGUGUUCUACUGAACACUUUGUCGCCCGCCAAGUAUUACCACGAGGGACAGAUAGUGGAAAUCACUGGAGGCGGUGACCUCAUGUCGACGGUACAGCAGCUGGACUUUUUACCAGGUUUCGCUCUCGAAGGUUUUCCCAACCGCGACAGUACCAUCUACAAAGAGCUCUACGGUAUCCAGCACGCGAACACGGUGCUUCGUGGUACCCUCAGAUUCCGUGGCUACUCGGACACGAUCCAAGGUCUCCAGCUUCUAGGACUCAUCGACCCCAACGCCCAUCCCAUACUUCACCCCAACGGACCUGACAUCACUUGGCGAUCGGUGGUAUGCAACCUGCUAGGUCUGGCGAACGACGACAUAUUCUACGAGAAUCUCAAGCAGAAGCUGGCUGAGCGUUUGGGCUCGGAGGAACGUGCCAAGUCGAUAGAGGAUCUGGGUCUUCUCAAAGAAGACCCGGUUCUCAAGCUUAACACGCCUCUAGACACCCUGAGCCACUAUCUGUCGAAGAAACUUGUCUAUGAGAAGAACGAGCGCGACCUGAUCAUUCUAAGGCACGAUAUCGGUAUUCGCUGGCCCGACAGUAGGUUGGAACAACGUGGUAUCAACAUGGUAACUUACGGAGAUGUCAAAGGUCACUCGGCUAUGGCCAGAACCGUCGGCUAUCCUACUGCUAUCGCCGUCAAGAUGAUUUUGGAUGGUGAGAUCCAGCAACGCGGAAUGGUGCUGCCGUUCACGCCCGAUAUCUACCGACCUAUGCUGACGAGACUCAGGGCCGAGGGUCUCGAGUCAUUCGAAACAUCGAAAUGGCUAUGAGAAAAUCGUUAUCCAACCAAAUUACAUCGCUGUACAAAAAAUUAUAUAUAUACACGUUAUGUUCAUUUUAAUUUUGAAGUUUAGGCUUAAGAUGUAAGGUUGAUGUCAUUUUCGCCGUUAUAUAAAUAUAUGACUUUUAAAGUAUAUAUAUAUUUGUGUGUGCGCA
Messenger RNA from Nasonia vitripennis (jewel wasp), 3159 nucleotides. It is a transcript of the gene LKRSDH, whose product is annotated as alpha-aminoadipic semialdehyde synthase, mitochondrial. The record is from RefSeq and is a predicted model, not a curated record. Lineage: Eukaryota; Metazoa; Arthropoda; Insecta; Hymenoptera; Pteromalidae. Bases 105 to 2993 code for a protein of 962 amino acids. The transcript is spliced from 11 exons. Gene Ontology annotation, molecular function: saccharopine dehydrogenase activity. Gene Ontology annotation, cellular component: cytoplasm.